This is a messenger RNA of Drosophila hydei, 971 nucleotides long. RefSeq lists its product as uncharacterized. The transcript has 3 exons. The record is from RefSeq and is a predicted model, not a curated record. Bases 140 to 793 code for a protein of 217 amino acids. NCBI's taxonomy places the organism in Eukaryota, Metazoa, Arthropoda, Insecta, Diptera, Drosophilidae.
UAGCUAAGGCCGCACCGACAGUUAAACGAGUCAACCCAAUCGAACCAACCCAAAACGAGGCUAACGAACGCGUCGGUCAGGAUAUAUACCUAAGUGCAGUGAUAAGUCCAGAAUAGACUAACGAAAAUACCAAACAGUGAUGAUGUGGAAAAUUGUAAUUGUGCUCGUUGCGGCCUUGGCCCUGGCCUCAGCCCAAGAUCAAGCAGCUCUGCCCCAGAACUGCAGCGCACCAGGAGUCGAGAGCAUCGAUUGGAACAAUACCGCACUAUUCGGCCAUUGGCUCGAAGUGGCACGUAAUCCCCUUGGCAAUGCGAAAGCCUGCUUGUCGUUCAGCGUGGGUCUGCUGUCGGACAACACGACGUUGAGCAUCAACGCCUCGCACUCGAGCAGCACCACAUCGCUCUACUCGAACAUCGAUGAGUCGGCCAAUGUGACGCUGGUGCCCCAAGCCAAGACGGGCUACAAUGUCACCUUCUACCAGGGCCAGUCAGCCCAGCCGACCGUGUUCAUCAAGCUGCUUCAACUGGUCAACAGCACCUACAUCACAGGCUGCGGCUACACUGAUCCCCAAAACAACGCAACCAGCUUUGGCUUCAUUCUGAGCUCGGGCAACUACAGCCCAACAGGCAUCAAAUUGGUCAACGACCAGGCCUUCCCACUGUAUAGCAAUUUCCAGAACAACACAUACGCAAACAUCACACAAGCAGGCUGCUAUAAAAGCUCGGCCGCCCAGUCGCUGCCGAUGAUCUCUGGCUUCCUGGCCGUGGCUCUGCUGCUGAUCAAGGCGCACUAAAAAAAGGGGCAAAACCAAUUGCUGAGCUCGUUAACACACUUAACUUCUUUGGUGUAUUGGUGCGACUUUUAUUUAGUUUUUAGUGUUUAUUUAAAUUUUGAAAUCGUGUCAGCAAGCAAAAGCACAUACCUGACGCAGCUAGGUAAAAAUAAAAAGUAAAACAUGUAAAAAACAUUCC